This is a messenger RNA of Aspergillus calidoustus, 612 nucleotides long. NCBI's taxonomy places the organism in Eukaryota, Fungi, Ascomycota, Eurotiomycetes, Eurotiales, Aspergillaceae. The record is from the annotation of a GenBank genome assembly.
AUGGCGUCCAACCACUCCUCACUCGAUGCUGCCGCAACGGAACGAAAAGCACGCCUCGCAAAACUCGCAGCGCUCAAGCGCAAGCAGCCAGAACCAGAAACACCAUCAGACUCCAAUACACAAGAACAAGAGCCUCGAAACGAUGUCCCGGACGUGACGGCAAAAUACCUCUCCGGGAGAAAUUACGACACAGAGACCCGCGGCCCGAAAUUGGGGUUUGACCAAGCUCCAACAGACGGACGAAUUACUUUGGAAUCGCAAGCGGAGGAGAUAGCAAGAGAGGUUGCGGAGCAGGCGAAGAAGGAUGAAGAUUCGGACCAGCCCAUCGACUUGUUCAAGCUGCAACCGAAGAAGCCCAACUGGGAUCUAAAGCGAGACCUAGACGAGAAGAUGAAGAUUCUUAACGUGAGAACACAAAAUGCGAUUGCAAAGCUCGUACGGCACCGUAUCGAAAAUGCGCAACGUGAAGCGAAGGCAAAGGGCGCUGGUGCCAAUGGCGAUAAGCAGGAUGAGGAGGUUGGUAUUGAAGGGGAGAUGCUAGUGGAGGGUAUUCAUGUUCGUGAACGAGAGGAGGAGGAUGAGAGGCAAAGAGAGGAUGAUGAUCUUGCAUGA